UAUUGUUUUUAUUGUUGCUAUAGAUUUGUAAUAAUAGUGCCUAUGCAAUAAACAAUUUUGAACGUGUGAGUAAUUUGUCGUAAGGAGAUGAAACGAGUUAUUCUAUUCAGAAAUGGAACAGAAGUAAAUGGCAAGGUGGUCUUGGUAACACAUUCUCUUGACGAGCUGUUGAAUUCAGCAAGUUCAAAAUUUGGUAUCGCAGCAAAAAGGUUGUUUACUCCACAAGGUGGGGAAAUUGACGAUCUGAAGCUCAUCCGCGAUGACGACAUACUGUACGUGGCGGAGGGCGAGGGCUUCAUCUCCCUGGCAGGGGCGUGCGCGUGCAGCCACGCGAGCCCGGGCGACGGCCCCCCGGCCACGGACGCGCCGGCCCAGACGUGCGGCCGGCACAACUCCGACUGGAUCACGCUGAACGUGGGCGGCAAGUACUUCACCACCUCCAAGAGCACGCUGCUCACCAAGGAGCCCAUGAGCAUGCUGGCGAGGAUGUUUGCGGAAGGUGAAAAAGGUUACAUAAUGACUCCAAGCAACAUGGACAAGAAUGGGGCGUACUUAAUUGACCGCAGCCCUACGUUCUUUGAACCCAUCCUUAACUAUCUCAGAAAUGGGCAGCUGAUUUUCAACAGUGAUGUCAAUCCAGAGGGCGUCCUGGAGGAGGCGAGGUUCUUCGGCAUCGAGUCGGUGGUGCCCCAGCUGGAGGCCGUGAUCCAGAGCAGCCAGCGGUCGCGGGACAACGUGCCGCUCACCAGGCGGGACGUCAUCAACGCCCUCAUCCUCACCCCCUUCACCGCGGAGCUGCGCUUCCAGGGCGUGAACCUGGCUGGCUCCGACCUGUCCCGCCUCGACCUGCGCAACAUCAACUUCAAGUACGCCUGCCUCCACGGCUGCCGGAUGGUGGGGGCGAACCUGAGCUGGUGCUGCCUGGAGCGCGCGGAUCUGUCGCACGCCGUGCUGGAAGGGGCGCAGCUGCUGGGGGUCAAGAUGCUCUGUGCCAACCUGGAGGGCGCCAACCUGCGAGGCUGCAACUUCGAGGAUCCCACGGGCAGCCGAGCCAACAUGGAAGGGGUGAAUCUGAAGGGUAGCAACUUGGAGGGGAGCAUCAUGGCCGGAGUCAACUUGCGAGUGGCGACACUGAAGAACGCCAACCUGCAGAACUGUGAUCUGCGAGCGGCUGUGCUGGCAGGAGCGGACUUGGAGAACUGUGACCUAUCGGGCAGCGACCUGCACGAGGCAAAUCUCAGAGGUGCCAACCUGAAGGACGCAGCGUUCGAGCUGAUGCUGACGCCACUGCACAUGUCCCAGACCAUACGCUAGUGUGUGUCAUGUUUGUGUUUAAGCACUCACACGUUUCAUGUGCUGUUCACGCUUACCUGAUGAUGUUAGCCAUAUUUUAACGUACUAGCAGAAGUACUUAGCUGUAAUCCAAAUCGAUAGUUAAUGGAAGAUGUAGAAGUUAAAUAUGUGAUUAAUGGAACUCUGAAUCUAAUAUUAAUCCCGAAAAUAUAUGCAUGUGUUCAUUACAAAAAAAAAAUCACAAAUGGUACGUAGCAGGCAUGAGCUGCUAAGGUAAGAUGAGUAAAAUUGUGUUAAUAUUCCAUACUGUAACAAGGUAUGUACAUCCAAAGAAAACUGCCAUUCAAAGUACAAUUAAAAAGCAACAAUGUAGUGCUUUGUUUAUGAUUAUUAAUUAGUUUGCUAUUUUUUUUAGAAAACAUUUUUAAAGGGGUGGCUUGCAGGUUAAAAUUAAUUCUGCUAUUUAGAGGAAUUUUUCGUAGAUAUAAAGUAUUGGUAUUGAAUUACGAAAUUACUGUAGUUUUUAUUUUCUGAAAUACUAAUGAGAUAAAAGAGACAGAUAUAUUUUAAAUAAUUUUUAUAUUAAUCUUUUAAUUUUGAGAUCAUGACUAGUUAACUAUUCCUUGGUGUGUAAUGUAAGGGUGUGCAAGAAAUGUGCACAUAUUCAAUUGAUGAAUUUCAAUAUUUAUUGAGUAUAAAAAAUGGCUUUUCUGCUACACGUGUUUCAGCCUAGAUUUUUCAAGUAAAUAUUGAAUGGGAACUGCUAUGUCAGUUGUGUUAGUGAACUAUGCCAUUUAUUUUAUUGACAUAUAGUAUAUAGGUGCAACAUCUAGUUCAGCAUAAAAAAGAAUUCUUGACUUUAUAAUGUGUAUGCACAGCAGAAUGAACAUUUUUUUAAAAGUUUUAUCAAGAAAAAGCUUGAAAUGUUUGCAGUCUUAAAAGCCACCCUGGAGCUUGUUUACUUUUUAAUUAUUGUGACAGUGUGUAUUGAUUUUAUGUGUAUAUUUUUAGGGUGAAAAUUUUGUAAAUACUUUAAGCAGUGUACAUAAUAUUUCAUAUAUUGAUUUUUUUUUAUUUUAAGACCGCAGAGUGUAUAUUUAUGUAUAUUUAAUCAGAAAUCUUUAGUGUGCAACAGGUGUGUGACGUGAUGUAAUUGUUUGGAAAAUAUGUAAUAGUAAAUAUAAUUAUGAGUGGAAA
Molecule: messenger RNA, 2490 nt
Organism: Bacillus rossius redtenbacheri
Lineage: Eukaryota; Metazoa; Arthropoda; Insecta; Phasmatodea; Bacillidae
Product: BTB/POZ domain-containing protein KCTD9
Exons: 8
Coding region: 88-1314 (408 amino acids)
Biological process (GO): intracellular signal transduction; protein homooligomerization
Molecular function (GO): protein binding
Source: RefSeq, a predicted model, not a curated record